Molecule: messenger RNA, 2736 nt
Organism: Hyla sarda
Lineage: Eukaryota; Metazoa; Chordata; Amphibia; Anura; Hylidae
Gene: IL11RA
Product: interleukin 11 receptor subunit alpha
Exons: 12
Coding region: 262-1443 (393 amino acids)
Cellular component (GO): membrane
Molecular function (GO): cytokine receptor activity; protein binding
Source: RefSeq, a predicted model, not a curated record
CCUAGCAGUGCCCCCCUCCUCCCUGUGACUCGGCCCCGGCCUGACCCCCUCCCGUACAGGAAGAAGCCCCCCGGCCCCGCACACACCGGACUCUACAACACCCGCACAGUACAGGGGGGACCAGAGGGACUGCACCGGACCGGAGCCCCCGGGAUUACCGGAAAGACCCUGAGAGGGGCCCCGAGCACCAGAGACCCUGACAGACACCGGGGGAGGACAACAUGGAGCUUCUGGCCGGAUAAAUCAGCGGAGGAGUCUAAGAUGAGCAGCUUGGCACAAUGUCUUAGCCGGGUGAUGUGUCUUCUCGCUGUGACCGCCGUCUCUGUGUCGCUGUCUUCACAUACAUGGAAGGAGGAAGGUGUGGUUUAUGGGAAAAUUGGAGAUGCGGUGACCCUGACGUGCAGCAGCAGAAGUCCCAGUUCGGAGGUCCAGUGGAGGUUCAAUGGAUCCUCAAACAUCACAUGGGGAAAUGUUACUAAUCAGGGGGACCUGGACCUUCCGCAUGUAGGACCCUCCGUGAUGGGGACCUACAGCUGCAACGACUUGUCUGGGGAACUAAUACAGUCCGUGCUGCUGAAGGUCGGAUAUCCUCCGGGGAUCCCGUCCGUCACCUGCAGAGCCGCAGACUAUCACAACUUUUCCUGCUAUUGGAACUCCAGUGUGGAGACUCUUCUGCCUUCGAGAUACAUCACCUCCUACAGGGUGGACAGGAGCAGCCCCGAGGACUGUCUGCGGGACCCCCGACUCCCCAACGUCUGCUCCGUCAGGAACUCCAAGCUGUGGAUGUCCUACCAGAUGAACAUCACCGAGGAGAACCCGCUGGGCUCCAGCUUCAGGAUCAUGGAGUUCUAUGUCCAGUCUAUAGUGAAGCCAGAUCCCCCAGAAAUCGUAUCAGCAGAGCCCGUCCCUCAUGCCCCCCGACGGCUGCGAGUCACCUGGGCAUACCCAUCCACGUGGCCCCAGGAGCCUCAUUUCCAGCUGAGGUUCCGGAUACAGUACCGGCCUGUCCUUCAUAUGUUGUGGUCCACGGUGGAGACGGCCAACCUGACGGACAUCAUCACCGACGCCUUCAUGGGCACCGAGCACAUUGUGCAGGUCAGCGCCAGAGAUUUCCUCGAUGCUGGAAACUGGAGUGAAUGGAGCCUGGAGGCCAGAGCCACGCCGUGGACCAGUACAGAGACACCAGAGUUGGUGUCGGACGCCUGUAACGAAACCACUUCAGAAGAGCCGGAGCCUCAAGUCAAAGAACCUUUCGACCCCGUGGAGAAAAUGGCCGUGACGAUCUCGCUGGGGAUUUUCGCUUUCGUAGUGCUUGUCAUUUUUUUGGCUGUUGGCGCCCUCAUCUGGGUAAGAGUCGGAAGGACUGUGAAGGGCGGCGGGAUAAAGGCAAACUUCCUUACGGCCAUACAUAUGAAGACGCUACCCAAGAACCAGAUUUUGUAGUCACCCAGAAAAUCGAGAAAUCCCUCCAGUUCAGAUAUGUGACUGAGGCGUCCAGUGUAUAUUCCGAUUUCCCGGAGGACAACUCGACAGAAACGGGAUGAAAAAGGGACUUUAUGGAAGAGCUGCAGUUCCGGGACUGUCCUCCGGGGGCAGACAUUCAUCUUCUCUCUGGAUCAUAAAGCUGUGGACUGUAUGGAGGAGGAUCCCUCUUCUUCAGACGGCAGCUUGUUUUGUUCAUGAUAAACUCUACAGAGACAACCAAACAUUACCCUGGGUGAGGCGCCCCCUUCUGGCCGCUGUGGUCAGGAUGGAGUCCACCGAACAUUUUUUUGCUGCUAUCACAUAGACUUUACUUCACAGGACGAUGCUCUCCACACACCUGCUGUUCUCACACACCGGCCAAUGGCGGACAAUAGGAUUACACCAUAUGUUGUGGCAUUCAAUAGUUAAGCACAAUUUUUCUAUGUAGCUUUGUGUGUUCGUAUCCAAGCAGUUCAUGAAGCUAAAUACGGUCCCGCUUCUCAGCCGUCUCAGCUACCACAUGGACUCCUGAAUGGUGUUGGGCUGGACACUGUGUUUCAGGGACAACAAAUACACUGCCAUAUAGUGACCUUGUGGGUUUAGGAACAGAUCCCGCCGAUUACGCCAGUUUUCCAUCCCAUCAUGAUCACUGGUUGAGAAGUGGUGGAUAUAAACCACCAGAAACCUCUCUGAUCAUCUCCAUCAUGUGACAUAAUGGCGCUGAUCUCCUGUAUAGUGUGACUGUGCUCAUCAUGUCCGUCUUAUGUAAGUGGAUCUACCCCGAGAUCCUGGGUUUCCUCAUACAUUUGGCUAAAGGUAUAAGAUAUCUGUCACAGAUUCCGCCAUUUUGUGGCAGGCCACAGAUAUUACUCCAAGGGCAGGUCCUACUAAAAUUGGGUGGAUCUGUAGUCGUGUGUGAUCGCUCCCUCCAUGAUGUGUGACUGGAUGGAACCUCCAUGGUCUUGUCUGGCUAUAGUGACCUCACAAAUAGCUGCUUUUACUUCCCCCAUGAUGUGAGCCUCUAUUAACCUCUAUGGUCUUGCUUUGCCGACUAUAACUGUCAUGUGACCACCCUGACUCACUCUAUAUUGUUUGACUGCAUUGACUUCCUUUAUGCUGUGUGAAUGGAUUGACCUCCAUGAUUUUGCCGGUACCGACUGUAUUGUAAGUUGUCUUACUCUUUCCAUGUUGUGUGACUGCCCUGACUCCCUCCAUGUUGUGUGACUGCCCUGACUCCCUCCAUGUUGUGUGACUGCCCUGACUCCCUCCAUG